UUACACUGAUAGAGAUCCGCAGGCGUGAUGCCUAGAUUGGCCAGGCCAUUUGAGAAGCUGAUGAAGCCACUUCCUGUCCCCACCUUGCCCUUUCUUUGGGGGAAACUGGGGGUUGCUGCUCUCAGCUUGCAGGGAGAGAUCCUCGGUCUAAUCCGUCGGUGCUUCACCUCGCUGAAGGAAAUGGCCGAAGGCGAGAGGAUAGCCAAUCUGAAAACAGAGGAACAGGAUCCGGCAGGCCCCAGGUUAUGGGAUGGCAUGGAGGAAGGCACAAGCAAAGGCCCACCAGUUAAAAAUUUGGUCAGCGGAGCCAAGUUGGUUUUGACGGAGGAAGCGUCACAGCGGGUUAAGCAGGAACCGAGCGAAGGUGUGCUCCAGCAAUGCUGGGAAGGCCAGUGGCAGGCCUUCCUGAAGGCCGUGCGGUCCCCUUGCUUGGGAGGGAUCCACCUGCAGGUGCCCCAGCCCGCACUGAGGGAAGACAUCAAUGAAUGUCAGGUCACUUCUGAGGGAGUGUUCAAAGCUGGCCAGCGGCCCCGAGGAGAAAGCGGCGAUGAGAUCCUGGACUCCUCUGGAGAACAGGUCAAAGUAGAGGUUCUGGACAAGGAUCCCGUGGACUUGGAGGUGCGAUGCCGGCAUUUCAGGCAGUUCCGCUAUGAGAAAGCCAAGGGCCCCCGAGAAGUCUUGAGCCGACUCCGGGAGCUUUGUCGCCGGUGGCUGAAGCCGGAGAGACACACCAAGGAGCAGAUCCUGGAGCUGGUGGUUCUGGAGCAGUUCCUGGCCGUCCUGCCCCAGGGAAUACAGGGUCAAGUCAGGGAGCAGGACCCAGAGACCUGCACCCAGGUGGUGGCCCUUGUGGAGGAUUUCCUGAUGAGGCAGGAAGAUGCCAGGAGUUGGGAUCAGCAGGUGCUGAGGCCUUCUGGAGAAACGGCUGCGAAUUCCUAUGAGGCAAGCCAGGUUCCUCCCAACUUUUGGAAAGGGCAACUCUGCAGUGCGGCUGGUCAGGGAAAGGACAAAACUGCAGACUUGACAGGUAACCGGCAAGUGCAUGAGAAGGAGGCGGUUGGCCUUCAAAAGGAACGUUCUGAGCAAGUGGAACCAAACGAUGCAACCUUGAGAAGAGAAAAAGGUUUCAAGAAGUACAGGAAGGGAAUAACAUUUGGGAGUCAGCAGGAAGCGGAAAGAGAACCAAAGAGAACUGUUUCCUGUCUGGAAGAUAACAAGGAUGGGGAAGAAAACAGGGUCCAGCCUCAUGACAGGCAAACAACCUGUGUGGAUCCCAAGAGAAGCUUCUGGCCCACUCUUAACCAUCAGAGAAUCCCCGCUGGAGAGAAACCCUAUAAGUGCUCUUUCUGCGGGAAUAGCUUCACUCGGACAUGGGACCUCUUGGUACACACGAGGAUCCACACCGGAGAGGCCCCAUAUAAGUGCUCCUACUGUGGGAAAAGCUUCAGCCGUGGUUCACUCUUCAGGGAACACGUGAGAACCCACACGGGUGAGAGGCCCUACAAGUGUUCGCACUGCGGGAAGAGCUUCAACCGGAAACGCUACCUUAUCACUCACGAGAGAAUCCACACGGGGGAGAACCCGCCUCUGUGCCUUUAUUGUGGGAAAAGCUUCUCUCAGAGGGCCAGCCUCAUUGCCCACGAGCGGAGCCACACGGGGGAAAUCCCGUACAAAUGCAGUCACUGCGACAAAAGUUUCUCCCAGAAGUCCAAGCUCGUCAUACAUGAGAGAACCCACACGGGAGAGACUCCCUUCAAGUGCCCUGAGUGUGGGAAAAGCUUCAGCCAAAAGGGGAACCUUAGGACACACAUGAGAAUCCACACCGGAGAGAAGCCUUUCAAAUGCCUGCUUUGCAUGAAAAGCUUCUCUCAGAGGGCCAAACUCCUUGUACACGAAAAAAUGCAUACCGAAGCAUUUGGUACAACAGAGGAGACUACGUAGGUUUUGUAGGAGAAUUGAGGUUAAGACAAAUUUGUGAGAGGAUAAACUGCAUGACUCCGAACGCCAGUGGUUGGGGAAUGAUUUCGGGGAGCUGUUGUUGCUUUGUCCUGCUUUUGGGCUUCUCAUUGGGGCAUCUGCUUGGCCAUUGUGAGGAACAAGAUUCUCACGAAGAUGGGCCUUUGCUCUGAUCCUGCAGGAUUCUUCUUGUGUCCUUUUUGAGCUGGGAGACAAGAAACUUCCCCCAUGUAAAUCUCACCUCCUCCUCCUGGGUGGCAAUAGGUAGAGCACAGGCGGCUCUGGGUGUUUGCUGAAGUACAUCUCCCAUCGUCCCUGGCCAUUGGCUGUGCUGGGUGUUGCUGAUGGGAGCUAGCAUCCCAACAACCCGUGGAAGCUCCUCGCCCAAUCUCCUUGAUCCCCAGCCCCUGAUCUGUUGAACCAAACUGGACUUGAUGGGAGUAUAUUGUGCUCCAGGCUUGGUUUGGUCAGAAUCGAGUGUACACUUCCAGAGUUGACACUGGCUGCCCCAAAGCAUCCUGGGAACUGUCAUUUUAGGACAUUGCCAGCUUCCAUGAACCCCCUCACAGAACUACCAUGCCCAUAGUUUUCUGCCAAGAGGGGCUGAGUGUUUAAACUACUCAGGGGAUUGUAGGUCUGCGAAGGGGAGGGAGUACCCACACUACACAGUGCGACAUUUUGCGGCAUAUUCCCUCAUUUUUUGCUUCCAGCCUGGCUUGUUUCUGGAUUCAGAGCAGGGCUGAGAGCGACGCAUGUCUAGUAUGGCCACUUAUGGGUAUAGUAGUGUGGUAUGGCUUAUGGGUGUGAGGGGCUGGUAGUCCUCCAGACGAUAUUUGGACUUCCAGGGCUGGCUCGCCCAGGGUAUUCUGCCGCUGAGGCAAAACAGUGGUGCUGCUGCACCCUCAACAAGUCCUGCCCCACACACCUGCUGAGGGUGACUCCCUGUGUCCCCCACAUAUGACACGGCCAACUCCAAUGCUGCCAUUCCCCCCCCCCCAAA
This is a messenger RNA of Podarcis raffonei (Aeolian wall lizard), 2956 nucleotides long. Its product is annotated as zinc finger protein with KRAB and SCAN domains 8-like. NCBI's taxonomy places the organism in Eukaryota, Metazoa, Chordata, Lepidosauria, Squamata, Lacertidae. The transcript is spliced from 4 exons. The record is from RefSeq and is a predicted model, not a curated record. Gene Ontology annotation, molecular function: DNA-binding transcription factor activity, RNA polymerase II-specific; RNA polymerase II cis-regulatory region sequence-specific DNA binding. Bases 28 to 1941 code for a protein of 637 amino acids. Gene Ontology annotation, biological process: regulation of transcription by RNA polymerase II.